Molecule: messenger RNA, 2121 nt
Organism: Oldenlandia corymbosa var. corymbosa
Lineage: Eukaryota; Viridiplantae; Streptophyta; Magnoliopsida; Gentianales; Rubiaceae
Source: the annotation of a GenBank genome assembly
AUGGCACGUAAUGUAUCAUACAUGCUUAAUUUGUAUCAUACAAGUAAGUAUGUGAUAGAGAACGGUAGCAUCAACACUUUUUCGAAUAUGCCGGAUGAUGGUUUGUUUGUCGAAGAAAGGUUGUCAUAUGAGAGAUUGAUUAGUAAGAUUUGUAUGACACUUGGUUGGGAUCCAGCGCACGUGAAACUCCACCUUUCUUUGAUUUUCGAUAGUCCCGGUGGUAGGCGUGUAGUGAAGAUCAAGAAUGAUUCGCAUGUAGAGUUCAUGAACCGUGUAGAUCCAAUGUCAUGUUUGGAUUUAUACAUAGAUUUGGAAGAUAUCACUCAAGAAGAAAGAGAAGCGAGUUUGGAAAACGUGUCAUUUGGUGGUUUUCCAAGGGGGGAACGUGCUAGUACUUCUCAAAACCGUGAUAAAGAGGAGACACCUUUAUUUGCACAAAAUGACUACCGGGAAGAGUCGGAUUCCGACUACAUAGCUCCAAGUGAAAGCGAAGAAGACUGUGAUGUAUCCGGAGAGACUGAUUUUGAAGAAAGUGAUGAUGAAAGGUUGGAAAAUGAGGAAAGGGAUUGUAAUCUAUUCGCCCGACGCCAUGUAUAUAGUAAGAUGGGGAACUGGGAUGCCUCAUGUGUAGACAAGGAUGAGUUUGCUCUUAAGAUGUGGGAUGAGACGCCCGAAGGAAUGGACAUUGGUGUUUGUUUCAAAUCUCAAUCAGAAGCAAAGCAUGCUGUGAAAUUAUGGAACAUCCAUCAUAAAAGGGAAUAUACGGUCGCCGCGAGUAGUCAAAGGACGUGGGCUGUGUGGUGCAGAACAUUUAAUGUGGAAAGUGAGGAUGGUGAACCACCAUCCAGUUUUGAAGCCACCCCUUUCGAUGGUGAUGAUGCUAUGUGGCGUGUUGUUACUGCCAGACGCCUAAGUGGCAGGAGUGGGUCUCUGCAUACGGUAUGGGCGUAUGAGCGGAUCGAGAGGAUCGCGCCCCAAAGAAAAGGAGUAGAUUAUUUGAUUGAUGAGAUCGCUCCAUUAGCUCAGCGGUGGGAAUGUAGGUAUACCUAUGGCGACGCCCCAAGGAGCAGCACUCCACCUUUUAGAGAUCAAUUAACAAGUCUGCGUGUUGAAGAUUUUCGGUGGCAACCAUAUGCACAUGUCCUCCAUAGACUCCCUGAUUUCUGUACACAAGGCCAAGCCAUUUGGACGACUAGGUGUUGGAUGUUCUGUUGGGCUAUUAGGGAACCCCACGAGUUGGGCAGAGUUGUAAGACAAUUUGGAUACAUACAGGAUGUUCCCAAGCGCCCCAUGAUUAAAGAUAACGCAGCAUUCCUUCUCGAUCACGUCCACAGUAUGUCUGGGUAUCCUAGCAAUAAUUGGGUGGAUCACGAUUCCGCAGUACGUCGUCAUUGGAAUAGGAGAGAAGAGUUCGUGCUACGAGAUUUGGAGGAAGGAGAUCCUGGUUCCGUAUAUGAGGGGUACUAUGAAUGGUUCAUGGUGAACACUGUCAGACUGAUAUCCAAUCCCGGUAAUUAUGAACCUCAAGGAUAUGAGACUUCUUCGAGCCGCGUGAAAUUAUAUGGUGAAGUAUUGAACAACAUUCGCGUGAGUACCGAGAGGUUUAGAGAAAAACGAGAAGAUGAUAAUCUCCUAGACGAAGAACUUGACAAGCAUUUGGACGAUAUCAUCAAUCAAACACAUGUUGCUUUAACCUUGGGCGCAAAUGAUGAGAUGGAGGUGGAGGAUACCCAAAUCCUGGUUGAUGAAGAUCCAUUUUUGCCCUCACAACCUCCGCCGGGUAAAAAAGCGAAACCGUGGUCGAGAGAUAAGAUUGGAGGAGGAAGAAAGAGGAAGGUCACAAUCCCCCCUCGGACAUCGCAACAACAACCUGAGGGUCAACAAAAUGAGGAUCAAGCACAUUCUUCUCGAGGCUCGCGCAUCCAGGUCGAGACUCAUUUUGAAGAAGCUAGUGGACCCGAGACUCAGUUUGACCUUGGUGGACCCGAGACUCAGUUUGACCUUGGUGGACCUGAGACUCAGUUUGGUGGACAGUCGCAACCACAACCGGGAGUCAAAUUUAUCACCAUGGGGGAGUCCCAAUCCCAACCCCAAAUCAAGGCUCAGUUUGGUGGACAGUAG